This is a messenger RNA of Cajanus cajan (pigeon pea), 2367 nucleotides long. The record is from RefSeq and is a predicted model, not a curated record. NCBI's taxonomy places the organism in Eukaryota, Viridiplantae, Streptophyta, Magnoliopsida, Fabales, Fabaceae.
AGUAGAAAAUCUAAAACCAUCAUUUCCUAUUGUUCUGGACAUCAAAGGAUUUUGUUUCCCUCUUCUCUGCAACUGUCAUGUGAUGGUUGCAGAACAAAAAGAAAACAAAAUAUUUAAAUAAAAUAAAAUAUAGAGAAAGGUGGAGCAGCGUGCAUGUACAAUUAGUGGCCAGAGUGGUGUAUGUGUAUCAGUAUCACUCUAUUUAUAUUUAUAUUUAAUUAUUUACAUAAAAAAAACUGUUCUUCCUCUGAAGAAGAAGAAGCACUUCAAUGGCCAGUCCCAGCCACGUGGCGUUCCGUCUGCUCUGCCACGCGUCCCGCGUGGGGGCCAUCAUCGGGAAGUCCGGCGUCCUCAUCAAGACGCUGCAGGAGGCCACCGGUGCCAGGAUCCGAAUUGUCGACGCGCCGCCGGACUCCCCCGACCGUGUCAUCCUCGUCACCGCCCCUGCCGCCGCCAACCACGCCGAGCUCUCCAGGGCGCAGGAGGCGCUGCUCAAGGUCUUCGACCGCGUCAUCGACGUCGCUGCUGAGACCACCGGCACUGAGGUUGGCGACCGCGUUGUCUCUUGCCGGCUGCUCGCUGACACUUCGCAGGUCGGCGCCGUCAUCGGCAAGGGUGGGAAGGUUGUGGAGAAGAUCAGGAUGGACACCGGAUGUAAGAUUAGGGUUUUGAACGAUGCUCUGCCGGCCUGCACUGCUCCCUCCGAUGAAAUCAUUGAGAUCGAAGGCCAGCUGACAUCUGUAAAGAAGGCCCUUGUUGCUGUCUCCCAUCGGCUUCAAGAUUGUCCUCCACCUGAUAGAACAAAGAUGAUGGGAAGCAGACAUCAUGAAGUGGUUCAACGUGAAACAUUUUCAGUUCCACUUGAGUCUUUAACUAAUCUGCAUAUAGAUCAUCAUCAGCAAAGGAGCUCUGCAUUAUCUAAUAGGUCUAAUGGCGAUGCCUAUGGAGCUCCUAAAUUAUCAGCUGAAGUUGAUAGAGUUUCAACCCCAGAUCCAAAAGCAUUUCAGCAGGAAGUGACCUUUAAAAUUCUUUGUUCCAAUGAUAGGGUUGGUGCCAUAAUUGGAAAGGGGGGCAGUAUUGUAAAAGCUCUUCAGAAUGAAUCAGGGGCUACUAUAAGUUUUGGUCCUUCAGUAGAUGCGUGCGAGGAUCGACUAGUUACUAUUACUGCUUCAGAGAAUCCUGAAUUAAGAUAUUCCCCAGCACAGAAGGCUGUUGAUCUUGUUUUCUCCAAGUCAGUUGAGGCUGCUGUUGAGAAGGGGCUAGAUGGGUCAAAAAAGGAGACACAUGUUACUGCACGACUUGUAGUCUCAUCAAACCAUGUGGGUUGUUUGUUAGGGAAAGGAGGGGCAAUAGUCUCAGAAAUGCGGAGAGUCACAGGGGCUAGCAUAAGAAUAAUUGGGAAUGAUCAGGUUCCAAAGUGUGUAUCAGAUAAUGAUCAAAUGGUACAGAUAUCCGGACAGUUUUUAAAUGUUCAAGGUGCAUUACAUAAUGCAACUGGUAGACUGCGAGAUCAUCUUUUUAUUAGUACACAAAACAGUGGUGGAACAAGGAGCCUUUCAUCCGUACUAGCUGAUACCAGUUCCCCUGGAAGACUGAGGGACCCCCUUCCCGUUGGCGGCCAACCAAUUGUUGCUGUUUCUCACAAUCUCAACCGACAUUCUUUGCCAGGAUUACGGGCACCACAGACAGUGGCUGGGAUAAAUUCCAGAGGCUUCAAUGACGUUGCCAGGGGAUUGACUUCUCGAAAAGGUGGCUCAGAACUUGUCAGUGGAAUUAAAACCGCCAUUGUUACUAACACAACUGUGCAAAUUGUGGUUCCUGAUAAAGUUAUUGGCUCUGUAUAUGGGGAAAAUGGUAGCAAUCUGGCUCGCUUGAGACAGAUAUCAGGGGCCAAGGUUAUUGUACAUGAACCUCGUCUUGGAACAAGUGACAGGACGAUUGUCAUAUCCGGCACCCCUGACGAAACUCGAGCAGCGCAAAGCCUUCUGCAAGCGUUUAUUCUCACUGGUUCAUCAUGACAAUAUCCAACUCACUGAUGAUGAUGGCCCAUUAAUUUUCAAGUAGUUUUCCCAUUUUUUAAAUCGUUUUUCAUCCUACCCAAAAUCAUGUACAUUAUAGAGUAAUCUUGGCGUCUACUGUCACUAUGAUGUGUCAUUGUCACUCUUAUUUAAUUGAAUUUCAUAAAACUAACAAAAUAGAUUAUUUUAGAUCAAAGUUAUUUAAAUGUGGGUGACAAUAGACAUACAAGAGUCGCGAUAGACAUUUUCCCAUAGGUUGUUCACUGAACGUCAUUGUACUGAUUUAACAAUAAUCAUUUGAUUUUUUUGGGUAUACUCGAGUAAUAGCAAGUUCAAUUCUACAGUUAUA